AUGUCCUUGCCGCCCUCGCUCAAGCACUGGUCGACCCCGCCCGACGCCCUGAAAAUCCCCAGCUCACUCACGCCUUUGGCCAAUGCGCACCACGUCUCGGCGGUGGCCCCCCGAGAGGCGGAGUACAUGAACCACAGGGAAGUCAUCGCAGCAGCGCGUGCGCAGUAUGCCAAGCGAACGCUGAACACGCACCACUGCAGACGCAAAGCCAUGGCGGUGUCAGACUUGCCCAGGGCUGCCAAGAGCGUUGCCACCUCAUCAACCGUCGCUGCCGCUGGUCCGAACGACGGUUUCACCAUCGCCUUAACAUCGCAGCCGUCCGCCACAGCAGUGGGACCUGUCCCUGGGAAACAAGCGAUGGUCUCGCCGGACAUGUCAUUCUGGCCCACGGCCUGUCGCAGGUAA
This is a messenger RNA of Prorocentrum cordatum, 405 nucleotides long. The record is from the annotation of a GenBank genome assembly. NCBI's taxonomy places the organism in Eukaryota, Dinophyceae, Prorocentrales, Prorocentraceae.